Hydractinia symbiolongicarpus is the source of this 1918-nucleotide messenger RNA. RefSeq names its product organic cation transporter-like protein. Gene Ontology annotation, cellular component: membrane. Gene Ontology annotation, biological process: transmembrane transport. Lineage: Eukaryota; Metazoa; Cnidaria; Hydrozoa; Anthoathecata; Hydractiniidae. The transcript is spliced from 10 exons. Gene Ontology annotation, molecular function: transmembrane transporter activity. The record is from RefSeq and is a predicted model, not a curated record. Bases 85 to 1803 code for a protein of 572 amino acids.
UGUAAACAUAAAAAAAACACAUAAAAAAUCAAGAUAUUCUUUUAACUUCAAAAAUCAGAAAAUGUUUAAAAAAAUUAUUUUAUCAUGGAUGGCGUAGAUGUAUAUAGAAAUGAUGCAAUAGAUGGUCCUUCUGAUGUUAUACAUCACGGUGUGUUAGACCAUGAAAAGGGAUUAUUGAUAGCAGCUAGCAAGAGACACGAAAGCGCCAAUGUUGAUGAAUUUCUUCUACUCGUUGGCGAAUACGGUAGAGGACAAAAAUGUCUCACUUUUUUCUUGUGUUUGUUUAUGUUUGGAGCUACAUAUAACAUUCUUUCAACUGUAUUUGUAACUUUAAAUUCUUCUUGGAGGUGCUCUGCGUAUGGUUUCACGCAGGGAGCAUGUAUAUAUAAUGGAACUAUAGAUGAAAACAACAAACUAUAUGAGAAAAGAUGCGAAAUAAACCGGACAGCAUGGGAGUUUGAAAGAGAGGCUAGCUAUUCUAUUGUGACAGAGUUCGACUUAGUAUGCGAUAGAAAGGUAUUUGCAGAAGUUGCCAAGUCAGCAUCUUUUCUUGGCGGUGCCAUUGGUACGAUCAUAUUAGGCAUACUAUCAGACAGGUAUGGUCGAAAGCCUAUUUUAUUCGCCUCUUACUUCAUCGUCGUUAGUGGCAGCUUGAUACAAAGUUUCGCAACAACAAUCCACAUAUUCAUUAUAAUUCGAUCUGUUGUUGGUUUAUGCCUCUUUGGUGUGCUCCCUGUCAUUUAUAUCAUUCUGGUGGAAUUAGUAGGACCGAAAAAACGUGCGCUGGUAACACAUAUGAUUUGGAUAGCAUUUGCAUUGUCAGCUUGUUUGCUAUCAGUGCAAGCGUACUAUGUUCAAAAAUGGAGAACGCUGAUCAGAAUUAUAACAGCUCCGUAUUUAGUGCCGAUUUUAUUUUGGAGGUUAAUUCCUGAGUCAAUACGAUGGCUUCGUGUAAACCAACGCACGGAAGAAGCAGAAAAAAUAUUAAAAAAUAUAGCAAGAUUUAAUAAAAUAGAAUUUCCUGAUGCAAAGCUACAAGAAAUUGCUGCAUGUGAGAAAAAGGUGUCGAUGAAAGUUAUAUUUCAAAAAAAGAAAAGGAUUUUUCUCAUCCUAAGUCACGGUGUUCUGUGGUGCAUCUACGCCAUUAUUUAUUAUGGUAUCAGUUCAGCUACAACGUAUUUCAGUAACAAUGUCUAUACUGAUUUUUUUGUGGUCAGUGCUGUCAAUUUUCCUGCUGUAGGAUUCUCGGUAUAUGGCUGCAAUAGAUUUGGACGUCGAAAAACAACAAUGGCGGCAACAUUUUCAACCCUUAUAUUGUUAGUGGUUAUCGCUGUCAUCCCUGUGACUACAGAGAAUGGCUAUAAUGAGUAUUCUGCUAUUCGAUCCUCACUUGGAGUUUUGGCAAAAUUUUUCAUUUCCAUUUCGUAUAGUUCCAUAUAUCUUUUAUCUGGUGAGACCUACGCAACAGUUAUCAGAUCGCGUGUGAUAUGCAUGUUGGAAUUUUUAAUGUUGAUUGGUGGAGCAACUGCACCCUGGUUAAGUACUGGUUUGCAUCAAAUACACGCUAGGCUACCUUUCCCUAUUAUGGCUACUCUAUGCGCACUAGCUGGUUGGAUUACUACGAUGUUGAAAGAGACAAAAGAUACUCCCACGCCUGAGCUACUAGAUGAUCGUAAAGCAUCCACUAGAAUAAAAUCAUUGGUAGAUAACGUUCGAGAUAGCCAUUCAAUAAGCAGCAGUCGUACAGGUUCUGAAAACAGAUUGAGUUUGAUAUACGAUGCAAAACAAACAACAGUUCUCUAAAGAAAUGAAACAAAAGAGGUAUACAGAGAGAGAUGCAAACAUAUUUGUAUUCGGCAAAAUAUUCACGCUUCUAAGGCAAUGUUUUUAUCUGCAAUAAAUUAUAAAUUGUAACUAA